Arabidopsis thaliana (thale cress) is the source of this 3228-nucleotide messenger RNA. RefSeq names its product Leucine-rich repeat protein kinase family protein. The record is from RefSeq and is marked reviewed. Lineage: Eukaryota; Viridiplantae; Streptophyta; Magnoliopsida; Brassicales; Brassicaceae. The coding region runs from base 246 to 2888 and encodes 880 amino acids. Gene Ontology annotation, cellular component: membrane. The transcript is spliced from 13 exons. Gene Ontology annotation, molecular function: protein serine/threonine kinase activity; ATP binding; protein kinase activity.
AUUAAAUUGCUCUCUUUUUUCCACAAAGUGGAAUAUAAAUGUAUAUAUCUUUGUUAGACCAUUCUUCAGUCGUGCUUGGAUAUGAAUCUAUAAUUGGAGAGUAUUCCACGCCAACAUGUGUUUUGGAUUUUAAUUGAUCUUCAUCUAAAGUAUUUCUAUCAUUUGUACUAGAAAAUCAAUAUAUUGUAUCAUAUAUUUCAGAUUGUCUUUGGUUUCAAAAAUUUGUAUGUUAACUUAACUUGAAAAUGGAAGGUCGUCGUCAACGUUUACUGGUGUUCAUCUUUGGGGCUUUGGCCAUUACACAUCUUGUUCAAGCUCAGCCGCCUGAUCAACGAGGAUUCAUCAGUUUGGAUUGCGGUUUACCCGUUAAUGAGUCUCCUUAUACCGACCCACGAACCGGAUUAACAUUCUCAUCUGAUGCUGAUUUUAUUUUAAGUGGUUUACGUGGUGAAGCUGGGGAUGAUAACACAUAUAUCUACAGGCAGUACAAGGAUUUGAGAUAUUUUCCCGAUGGAAUACGAAACUGCUAUAAUCUGAAAGUAGAGCAAGGCAUCAACUAUUUGAUAAGAGCAGGGUUCGGAUAUGGAAAUUAUGAUGGUCUUAAUGUAUAUCCCAAAUUUGAUUUACAUGUUGGGCCUAACAUGUGGAUUGCGGUUGAUUUGGAAUUCGGAAAAGAUCGUGAGAUCAUUUACAUGACAACGUCGAACUUAUUGCAGAUUUGUCUUGUCAAAACAGGAUCAACUAUACCAAUGAUAUCAACCUUGGAACUACGGCCACUAAGAAAUGAUUCAUAUUUGACUCAAUUCGGUCCCUUAGACCUCAUCUACCGGCGGGCCUAUAGUAGCAAUUCUACCGGUUUUAUACGGUAUCCUGAUGAUAUUUUUGAUCGCAAAUGGGACCGAUAUAAUGAAUUUGAAACGGAUGUGAACACCACCCUCAACGUGAGAUCCUCGAGUCCCUUUCAAGUACCAGAAGCUGUAAGUAGGAUGGGAAUCACGCCCGAAAAUGCCAGCUUGCCAUUGAGAUUUUACGUGUCUCUAGAUGACGACAGUGACAAGGUUAACGUGUACUUUCACUUUGCCGAAAUCCAAGCUUUGAGGGGCAAUGAGACUAGAGAAUUCGACAUUGAAUUGGAAGAAGAUAUUAUUCAGUCAGCAUAUAGUCCUACGAUGUUACAAUCAGAUACCAAAUAUAACCUAUCACCUCACAAAUGUAGCUCCGGGUUGUGCUACUUGAAACUCGUUAGAACUCCAAGGUCAACUCUUCCACCGCUGAUUAGUGCUAUUGAGGCUUUCAAGGUUGUGGACUUUCCAUACGCUGAAACAAAUCCAAAUGACGUCGCUGCUAUGAAGGAUAUCGAAGCAUUUUAUGGAUUGAAGAUGAUUAGUUGGCAAGGAGAUCCUUGUGUCCCUGAACUAUUAAAGUGGGAAGAUCUAAAAUGCAGCUACACAAAUAAGUCUACUCCUCCAAGAAUUAUUUCUUUAGAUUUGUCAUCACGAGGGUUAAAAGGGGUCAUUGCGCCUGCCUUCCAAAAUUUGACCGAGCUUCGAAAACUAGACUUGUCAAAUAAUAGUUUUACUGGAGGAGUGCCCGAGUUUCUAGCCAGCAUGAAGUCAUUAUCGAUCAUAAAUUUAAAUUGGAAUGACCUUACGGGUCCUCUUCCUAAAUUGCUUCUUGAUAGAGAAAAGAAUGGGCUUAAGCUAACGAUCCAAGGAAACCCAAAGUUGUGUAACGAUGCGUCAUGCAAAAAUAAUAACAAUCAAACGUACAUUGUACCAGUUGUUGCGUCAGUAGCUUCUGUGCUCAUCAUUAUAGCCGUACUGAUUCUCAUUCUUGUUUUCAAAAAGAGAAGGCCAACGCAAGUUGAUUCAUUACCUACAGUGCAACAUGGGUUACCAAAUAGACCGUCUAUAUUUACUCAAACGAAAAGGUUCACUUAUUCAGAGGUAGAAGCAUUAACAGAUAAUUUUGAAAGAGUUCUUGGAGAAGGAGGGUUUGGGGUAGUGUAUCAUGGUAUUUUAAAUGGUACGCAACCAAUAGCUGUUAAACUACUCUCUCAAUCAUCAGUACAAGGCUAUAAGGAAUUCAAAGCUGAGGUUGAACUUCUUUUGAGAGUGCACCACGUCAAUUUGGUUAGUUUGGUUGGAUAUUGUGAUGAAGAAAGCAACUUGGCCCUGCUUUAUGAGUAUGCACCGAACGGAGACUUAAAACAACAUCUAUCAGGAGAACGGGGUGGCUCUCCAUUGAAGUGGUCAAGUAGACUAAAAAUUGUCGUCGAAACUGCGCAAGGAUUAGAAUACUUGCAUACGGGUUGCAAACCUCCAAUGGUACAUCGUGAUGUAAAAACAACAAAUAUACUUUUAGACGAACACUUCCAAGCAAAACUCGCCGAUUUUGGCCUUUCAAGAUCAUUUCCAGUUGGAGGUGAAACUCAUGUUUCAACAGCUGUUGCUGGAACUCCUGGAUAUUUGGAUCCCGAAUAUUAUCGAACAAAUAGGUUGAACGAAAAGAGUGAUGUAUAUAGCUUUGGGAUUGUAUUAUUGGAGAUCAUCACAAGUCGACCUGUGAUUCAGCAAACCCGAGAGAAGCCGCACAUAGCAGCAUGGGUGGGAUACAUGCUUACUAAGGGAGAUAUUGAGAACGUUGUGGAUCCAAGACUCAAUAGAGAUUAUGAGCCUACUUCUGUUUGGAAGGCUCUUGAGAUAGCAAUGUCUUGCGUGAAUCCUUCUUCGGAGAAAAGACCAACCAUGUCUCAAGUUACUAAUGAACUAAAGCAAUGUCUAACAUUAGAAAACUCAAAGCGAGGAGUGAGAGAAGACAUGGGAUCAAGAAGUUCUGUUGAAAUGAGCACAAGCUUUACAACCGAAAUUAACCCAAAAGCACGAUAACUUGUGCCAAAAAAAAUCCCAUGGUUAUUAAGGAUUUUGGAUUUCCCUGACUUACUUUACAAAAAUAUAAUUUUUGGUGGUCAUUUAUUUGUACGACUUCAUUGUAUUUACUUGUGAUUGUGGUCGUAUGUGAUAUUAGUGUGGAUGUUUUGUUUGGUUUGGUUUGGUUUGGUUUUAUGUUGGUUGUGGCCUUGUGUGUGUUUUGGCGGUGAUCCAUCAUAAAUGAUUCUUUUGCAAAUCUCUGAUGAUUUUUUUCAUCGGAUUAUGGUAUUUUUAUUGUUUAUAUAUGCUCACUGAUCCAAAAUAUGUUGUCAUUGUUUAUGUUACAUGCUUCCCUAAC